AUGGCAGACCCAACCGACCAACACUCAAUCGAAAGACCGACACCAGCAGUAGCAGCAGGACCGAGAAUAUCAAGUUCCGAAGCCGAAGCCCAGGCCCAGCAAACGCGCAUCGACACCACCAGUACAUCCAUGGCGCCACCAGCAUUAGCCUCAACAUCAACACCAACACCAUUAUCGACAGCAAAAUCCACUACUUUCACCUUCCCCAAAUCGUACGACUUCCCCCCCUUCUUCACGCUCCAACCGACAACCCAGACGCGGCACGCCCAACUCCAGAAAUGGUCCGCACUCACGCAACGCUACUGCGCGCACCACCGCCUCUGGAAACUACGCCUCCCCGACGCCCUGGCCACGCCCUUGUUCCACAACGCAGCUCUCAACAAGAAGUUAUCGCUCCGCGACGCGCGCGCCGUACUCGACUUCAUGGCGUCGCGCGAGGGUGGUGAGCGGGCGGAGUGGAUCGCACACGGCACUGCCGGGGUCGCCCACGGCAAGGGUACAGACCACCACCUGCCCUCGGAGGCGUGGAUCUGGUGGCGGCGCCCCGAGGAGUGGGGUGCCUUGAUUGCCGAGUGGGUUGAGAAUACGGGGCAGAGGGGCGUGGUGUUGACUCUGUAUGAGCUGGUCGAGGGCCAGGAGACGGAGGGGCAGGAGUUUUGGGGCUUGGAUGCCGACGUGUUGCGGAGGGGGUUGGGCGCGUUGGUGAAGAAGGGGAGGGCCCAGGUUUUCGGGGGCCAGGAGGAUCAGAUGGGGGUCAAGUUCUUUUGA
This is a messenger RNA of Cladophialophora yegresii CBS 114405, 768 nucleotides long. RefSeq lists its product as uncharacterized. Lineage: Eukaryota; Fungi; Ascomycota; Eurotiomycetes; Chaetothyriales; Herpotrichiellaceae. Gene Ontology annotation, molecular function: protein homodimerization activity; structural molecule activity. The record is from RefSeq and is a predicted model, not a curated record. The coding region runs from base 1 to 768 and encodes 255 amino acids. The transcript has a single exon. Gene Ontology annotation, biological process: protein transport to vacuole involved in ubiquitin-dependent protein catabolic process via the multivesicular body sorting pathway. Gene Ontology annotation, cellular component: ESCRT II complex.